Messenger RNA from Paramuricea clavata, 625 nucleotides. Lineage: Eukaryota; Metazoa; Cnidaria; Anthozoa; Malacalcyonacea; Plexauridae. The record is from the annotation of a GenBank genome assembly.
AUGGCCAACUAUAGUAGUAAGUACAUUCGAGAUUUUGCAACACUAACUGCUCCCCUUCGUGACCUGACGAAAAAGGAUGUUCGUUUUGAGUGGACUCAAACACACCAAACUGCUUUUGAAAAGCUGAAAAACACGCUUGCAAUUGCUCCAUGUAUGUCAUAUUUCGACAAAAACAAACAAACUUUUGUGACAGUUGAUGCUAGUCCUGUAGGAAUUUCUGGGAUUCUUUCUCAGAAACCAAGAAACGGUGACGUAGACAGUCAACAGAUAAUUGCAUAUGCCAGCCGAGCGCUGACUGAUACAGAAAAGAGAUACUCCCAGACGGAAAAGGAAGCGUUAGCGAUAGUAUGGGCAGUUGAACAUUUCCAUUUAUUUUUAUUGGGAAGUGAAUUUACACUAAUAACUGACCAUAAACCUUUAGAAAUUAUUUAUGGCCAACGUACAGCCAAAACAUCUGCACGAAUUGAAAGAUGGGUGCUUCGCCUCCAACCAUAUACAUUUAAGAUAAUCUAUAAAUCAGGUGCCAGCAACCCUGAGGACUAUCUUUCCCGUCAUCCAACAAACGAAAGCAAACGAAAACAGGAGAAGAUGACGGAACAAUAUAUUAAUUUUAUAACUGAGAACA